Colletotrichum phormii is the source of this 279-nucleotide messenger RNA. RefSeq lists its product as uncharacterized. The annotation marks the transcript as partial. The transcript has a single exon. The record is from RefSeq and is a predicted model, not a curated record. NCBI's taxonomy places the organism in Eukaryota, Fungi, Ascomycota, Sordariomycetes, Glomerellales, Glomerellaceae.
GUCGGCAAAUUCGAACUUUUCAGCCUUUUACCAUUGGAAAUAAGACACCUGGUAUGGCGCAAGACUCUCGAAGGCCGGCUCGUGGCCAUAUGUCCCAGGCUAGACUGGCUUGCCCGAAGAAGCCGUCUGCCCGUCAUGUCCGCCGUUCAUCGAGAAAGCCGCAAAUUCUUCUUGAGCAUAUACAUUCGGCUCAUCAGCGAAGUUACGGGCAUGCCUCAUAACAGAAGCUCCUUCGAUUGGCUCAUCAAAGACCAUGUUUACCUCAAUCCUGAUAUUGAC